AUGCCGCGAUCCUUCCUUGUUAAGAAAGUCAAGCUGGAUGAUUUCCCAUCCCCUACUACCAGCAUCCCAUCGCCGACUUCAGAUUACGAUAACCCUUAUGCCAGAAGCGCCACCAAUAACGUUGGGAGUCUAACCACUCGAUUGCACGAAAAAGGGUACAUCACCGGGUAUAUGACGCCUUCCGUCUACGACGGAGACCACCAGAACGCGAUUAAGCUGUCUUCGCCCGAGCCGAUCUAUGCAACAGUGCACGGUGAAUACGGAGUGCCGGACUCAGAAGCACCGGACAGCCCGCAAUCUGGGAUUACAACCGGCUACAUCAACGGGGAUGCGGCGGUGAGCGAAGGCUACACGGUGGAUGCUUUCUUCAUCACAGACGGUAGGUCGAGGAGGAAAGCGAUCGGCGGCUCUAGGAGCACCAUCCAGCGGCAUACUUGCAACGACUGCGGCAAAACGUACGCCACGUCGUCCAACCUGAGCCGGCACAAGCAGACACACCGGAGCCUGGACAGUAAAAUGGCCAAAAAAUGCCCGACCUGCGCCAAGGUUUACGUCUCCAUGCCGGCCAUGGCAAUGCAUCUGCUCACCCACGACCUCAAGCACAAGUGUGAAAUCUGCGGCAAGGCGUUCAGCAGACCUUGGCUCCUGCAAGGUCACAUGCGCUCUCACACCGGGGAGAAGCCGUUCGGCUGCGCGCACUGUGGCAAAGCGUUCGCCGACCGCUCCAACCUCCGCGCCCACAUGCAGACUCACUCGACGUUCAAGCACUUCAAGUGCAAACGCUGCAACAAGACCUUCGCGCUCAAGUCGUAUCUGAACAAGCAUUAUGAAUCCGCCUGUUUUAAAGGCGCCAUGCCGGCUCUGAAUGCAUUAGAAGCUUGA
Messenger RNA from Hypanus sabinus (Atlantic stingray), 882 nucleotides. Its product is annotated as transcriptional repressor scratch 1-like. The record is from RefSeq and is a predicted model, not a curated record. Bases 1 to 882 code for a protein of 293 amino acids. Lineage: Eukaryota; Metazoa; Chordata; Chondrichthyes; Myliobatiformes; Dasyatidae. The transcript is spliced from 2 exons. Gene Ontology annotation, molecular function: RNA polymerase II cis-regulatory region sequence-specific DNA binding; DNA-binding transcription factor activity, RNA polymerase II-specific. Gene Ontology annotation, biological process: regulation of DNA-templated transcription.